UAACACGAAAACACAACUGAAUGCCAUUCUGGAAGCCGGUAACUAAAGACACAAGAGAUCCUGACACAUGUUAAGCUGCAAUUUGGUUAAACUUUGAGAGUUUCGUGUGAUCUGUAACAAUGCAACCUGCCCAACAGCAACCCCCAGCUUACCAGCAUGGCACCCCCCAACAACAAACAACGACCGUACAACAGCAUCCAGUGGUGACAUUGCAACCUGCCACGAGUGCUGGGGUUCCAGGCGGGAACAAGCGAGGUAACUGGUGCUGGAGGGGCCUUCGAGUUACAGGUUACAUGCAGACCAUCUUGGGAGUAUUGGCAGUGGCGUUUGGCACAGCCGCUAUUCUUAUGAAAUCUUACUUGCACCUCUAUGGGAUUCCUGUUGGGAGUGGCAUCUGUUUCACCCUUGCUGGAAUCUUGGGCAUUGCAGCUGCUGGUAAAAGAUCCAUAGGAUUGGUGCUUGGGUACAUGGUGAUGUCCGUCUGUAGUGCUUUGGCAACCCUUGGUGUUGGGGGUAUUGCUGGAAUAGCUGCAUCAGUGGACAGAAGAUCCUGUCCAUCAUAUCCUUAUCCUGGAGCUCAAUUUUAUUCCCAUUCAUGCGUUACAUCUACAAGUGCACGAUUUGGAGUUGAUGUGUGCAUCGUGCUGAUCGCCAUUGCAGAGUUGGUGAUCUCUAUUGCUGGAGCCAGUUUAUCUUGUUGUGGUCUCAGCUAUACCAGCUAUAACCCCGAUACUCUUCCUCAGCCCAUGGUGACUUACCAAACCUACCCACAACAGAUGGUGGCUGGAGCUCCCCCACAGGGUGUGUACAUCAACUCUGGCGCUUCUGUGACCUACCCGAAUCAGAUUGCUGUGCAGCCUGCCCAGACCUACCAGCCCCAGGGACAGUUUCAACCUCCACCCCAGGGACAGUUUCAACCUCCACCCGAGGGGCAGAUGCAACCUCCGCCCCAACAGCAUCCAGAGGCACCUCUUGAUCCCAGCAAAGAUGAAAAUCACUACCAGCCUCUUACCAAGUAAGUCUUGAAGACAACUGCCUUGAGUUCUGUUGAUCCAGAUCAAUAUCUGUUUUUCGUGAUGGAGAUACUUUUCCAAACGGCUUUUUUAUAUUGUAUCAUUGUAUGCUGCAUUAGCAAACCAUGUAGACUGGAACCCAAUUUUAUUAAGCUGCUUAAAGCCAUUGGACCCUUUCGGUACAGAAAAAAAAUAAAAGUUCACAGAUUUACAAAUAACUUACAGG
This is a messenger RNA of Asterias rubens (European starfish), 1239 nucleotides long. RefSeq lists its product as uncharacterized. The record is from RefSeq and is a predicted model, not a curated record. The transcript is spliced from 8 exons. Bases 120 to 1019 code for a protein of 299 amino acids. NCBI's taxonomy places the organism in Eukaryota, Metazoa, Echinodermata, Asteroidea, Forcipulatida, Asteriidae.